UACUUCUGUCAUGUCUUCUAUUGAGUAAACCAUUUAUCCUUGUGUUUUUUUUUUCUGUCUGGCGCCGGUGGAAAGAUACGUGAGGCGUGACCUUUUGAUAUGUGUAUCUCUGCUUAUCGCUGUACAAUGCUCAAUACCCUCGGGCGAAAGAUCAUGCAUGAUGUCUCAAUGGGUAAAUUCAUUUCAUGGUCAUUUUAUCUUACGAUGUUGGCCAGUCAUUGGGUUCCAUUUACGGACCUGGCUAUUCUCUUGUUGUGUAGAAAACAUUGUUCUGGAAGUGGAUGGUGAGCUUUGUAAAAUGCCCUUGUAAAUGCAAGUUAUAGGACAUCAGGUCGUACUUAGUUCCAUGCCCCCUGCAUGGUGCAGCAUAUUCG
Messenger RNA from Aspergillus alliaceus, 374 nucleotides. RefSeq lists its product as uncharacterized. The coding region runs from base 100 to 288 and encodes 62 amino acids. The transcript has a single exon. Lineage: Eukaryota; Fungi; Ascomycota; Eurotiomycetes; Eurotiales; Aspergillaceae. The record is from RefSeq and is a predicted model, not a curated record.